CGCGGCUCGGCUCGGCUCCUCGGCUCCGCGGCAGCACCAGCAGCACCGGGGUCGGCAGAAGCCGCAGCGAUGUCGGAACGGAAAGUGUUGAACAAAUAUUACCCCCCGGACUUUGAUCCGGCCAAGAUCCCAAAGCUCAAGCUCCCGAAGGACCGGCAGUACGUGGUGAGGCUCAUGGCCCCCUUCAACAUGAGGUGCAAGACGUGUGGGGAGUACAUCUACAAGGGCAAGAAGUUCAAUGCCCGCAAGGAGACGGUGCAGAACGAGACUUAUCUGGGGCUGCCCAUCUUCCGCUUCUACAUCAAGUGCUCGCGCUGCCUGGCUGAGAUCACCUUCAGGACAGACCCCGAGAACACGGAUUACACCGUGGAGCACGGCGCCACCAGGAACUUCCAGGCAGAGAAACUCCUGGAGGAGAAGAGGAUGCAGAAGGAGAGGGAAGAGGAAGAGCUCAACAAUCCCAUGAAGGUCCUGGAGAACCGAACCAAGGAAUCCAAGCUGGAGAUGGAGGUCCUGGAGAGCCUGCAGGAGCUGAAGGAGCUCAGCCAGCGCCAGGCCAACGUGGAUUUCGAGGCCAUGCUGAAGCAGUACAAGGAGCUGGAGGAGGAGCAGAGGCGCAAGGAGCAGGAGGAGGAUGAGGAGGAGAUGAAGGCCAUGCUGGAGCAGGCCCAGAAACGCCAGCUCCUGGAGGAUUCUGACUCUGAGGAGAAACCAACAAAACCCCGCCCGAAUCCCGUGGCCCAGACAAAACCCACAGCCAUCCUGCAGGAGGACCCCCAGCCCCAGAACAAGAAGCUGAGGAUGGAGAGCUGGGAGUGGAGCAUGGGCAAGCUCAGCACCAAGGCCCAGCUGGCCGGGCUGGUGGCCUGCAGGAAGCAGAAGCCAGAUACUGCCCUGGAUAACAGGAUGGAAACCGGAGGCACCACAGCCAGCGCUGGCUCUCUUCCAGCAGCAGCAGCCACCUCCUCACUGGCUUUGUUGGGAGCCUACUCAGACAGCAAGGACAGCGCCAGCAAAUGAGGGGCAGGGACAGGGGAGGGAUGGGGCUGUCCCCACUCCCUGCUGCUCCUGGAGCCCCACACAGAGCUGGA
This is a messenger RNA of Catharus ustulatus (Swainson's thrush), 1091 nucleotides long. Its product is annotated as splicing factor YJU2-like. Gene Ontology annotation, biological process: mRNA splicing, via spliceosome. The transcript has a single exon. The record is from RefSeq and is a predicted model, not a curated record. The coding region runs from base 70 to 1020 and encodes 316 amino acids. Gene Ontology annotation, cellular component: U2-type catalytic step 1 spliceosome. NCBI's taxonomy places the organism in Eukaryota, Metazoa, Chordata, Aves, Passeriformes, Turdidae.